UUCGUCGUGGUGGUCGUCCUCUGAAAUCCCUAAAAUCGGAGGAAAAAAUAUAUUGAUCCUAGGGUUAUCGACUCAUCUCAACCUCGCCAUGGACAUGGGUAUGUUCAGUCAGCCACCUCCCGUCUACGGAGCCUUGCAAGGGAUGAACUUUUUUGCUUCUAAUCCUGAGAUGAAAGCCUUUUUUGAGAAACCAAGACGCAGUUGGGUUAUUGACGUUGAGGGCUUCGACACUUCGGUUCCUGCGGAUGAGAUGGAGGAGGCGUUGAUCAAUCAUUUCAAGUCAUGUGGAGCAAUCCUUAGGGCUUCUGUCCGGAGACAUCCUGACAACGGCCUUGCUAAUAUCGUCAUGGUCGGAGACGACGCUGAUGAGAAGGUGAUGCAACUUAAUGGAACUGAAUUGGGAGGAAAGAAACUUGUUGUUAAGGCCAGGCCGUAUCCCAGAAUGGAUUAUAGGCAUCUUAAUCUUCCUUUUGCCUCCUCAUCAUAAAUUUGGAUCGAGGUACAAUGCAACCUGCUUUGUUUUUAUCACUUGUUGGAUACAAUGCAACCCCCUUUCCUUUGGCUCUUUCUUUCUUUACCAUGUUUAUUAAAGUAAGCUCCAUAUGUAUGACGUUUGUGUGUGGAUGAUUAAGUAUGUAUGCUCUAUUAUCAUUCAUUAUCUAGUUUGACCUCGUUUCUCUGUGGAUGA
Arabidopsis lyrata subsp. lyrata is the source of this 688-nucleotide messenger RNA. RefSeq names its product nucleolin 2. The coding region runs from base 89 to 487 and encodes 132 amino acids. The transcript is spliced from 3 exons. The record is from RefSeq and is a predicted model, not a curated record. Gene Ontology annotation, molecular function: nucleic acid binding. Lineage: Eukaryota; Viridiplantae; Streptophyta; Magnoliopsida; Brassicales; Brassicaceae.